UGAAAACGUCAAUUGAUACUUGUUCCGCUUUGAAAGGUCGAGUGGACACCCUCGCAGACCCAAAACAAACGUCCAUUAAAUGAGGCCGUGCAGAAGAACGGGAGCGCGAAUCCUCAUCUGAACAAGAUCCCGGUUGAUUAUUUAAGGGUGCUGAUCGCUCUCAUCCAUCAUCAUCAUCAUGGGCGAACUCUUCAGAAGUGAAGAGAUGACGCUGGCUCAGCUCUUCCUCCAGUCAGAAGCAGCUUACUGUUGUGUCAGCGAACUGGGAGAAAUUGGGAUGGUGCAGUUUCGAGAUUUAAAUCCAGAUGUGAACGUGUUCCAGCGGAAAUUUGUCAACGAAGUGCGACGAUGUGAAGAGAUGGAUCGAAAACUGAGAUUUGUGGAAAAGGAAAUCAAGCGGGCCAACAUCCAAGUGCUCGACACAGGAGAGAACCCCGAAGUUCCUUUUCCUAGAGACAUGAUCGACUUGGAGGCCACGUUUGAGAAGCUCGAGAACGAACUGAAGGAGAUAAACACAAACCAAGAGGCCCUAAAGAAGAACUUCCUGGAAUUGACGGAGCUGAAGCACAUUCUGCAUCGUACGCAGCAGUUUUUUGACGAGAUGGAGGAUCCCAGUUUACUGGAGGAGUCAUCUACUCUGUUGGACCCCAAUGAUCCUAACAAAGUGGCUCCACUCAGAUUAGGUUUUGUGGCUGGAGUCAUCGGCAGGGAGCGCAUUCCCACGUUUGAGAGGAUGUUGUGGAGAGUUUGCAGAGGAAACGUGUUCCUGCGACAGGCUAACAUUGAAGAUCCUCUGGAGGACCCCACUACAGGCGACCAUGUCCACAAGUCUGUCUUCAUCAUAUUCUUCCAGGGAGACCAGCUCAAGAGUAGAGUCAAGAAAAUCUGCGAGGGAUUCAGAGCAACGCUGUACCCGUGUCCAGAAACCCCCCAGGAGAGAAAAGAGAUGCUGGCAGGAGUGAAUGCUCGAAUUGAUGAUCUUCAAAUGGUGCUGAACCAGACUGAAGAUCACAGGCAGAGAGUUCUGCAGGCUGCUGCUAAGACGAUCCGAGUCUGGUUCAUUAAAGUGAGGAAGAUGAAGGCCAUCUACCACACCCUCAACCUCUGCAACAUAGACGUCACACAGAAGUGUCUGAUUGCCGAGGUGUGGUGUCCUGUCUCUGACUUGGACUCCAUUCAGUUCGCCCUGCGAAGGGGGACGGAGAAGAGUGGCUCCACUGUGCCUUCCAUUCUCAACCGAAUGCAGACCAAACAGACCCCGCCCACUUACAACAAGACAAACAAGUUCACCUCAGGCUUCCAAAACAUUGUGGAUGCUUAUGGGAUUGGCAACUACCGCGAGAUUAACCCAGCACCAUACACCAUCAUCACCUUCCCCUUCCUGUUUGCUGUCAUGUUUGGUGACCUGGGCCAUGGGACGCUCAUGGCCUGCGCUGCUUUGUACCUGGUGUUGAGAGAAACCAGACUGAUAGCCCAGAAGAAUGACAACGAGAUGUUCAGCAUGGUGUUUUCAGGGCGCUACAUCAUCCUGCUGAUGGGAAUAUUCUCCAUGUACACUGGCAUCAUUUACAACGACUGCUUCUCAAAGGCCUUAAACAUCUUUGGCUCCGGGUGGAGCGUCAGACCCAUGUUCGGUGGUAAAGGAGCCAACUGGUCGGAUGCAACCCUUCAUGGCAGCUCAGCUCUGCAGUUGGAUCCAGCGGUAGCAGGAGUGUUUAAUGGACCAUACCCCAUUGGCAUAGAUCCUAUCUGGAGUAUUUCUAUCAACAAGCUGACGUUCUUGAACUCCUUCAAGAUGAAGAUGUCUGUUGUCCUGGGAGUCAUCCACAUGAUAUUUGGUGUCACUCUCAGUCUCUUCAACCACCUAUAUUUUAAAAAGCCACUGAACAUCUACCUGUCAUUCAUCCCGGAGCUCAUCUUCAUGUCCACCCUGUUUGGCUACUUGGUCAUUCUGAUCUUUUAUAAGUGGGUCGCUUAUGAUGCUCAAAGCUCCCAAGAUGCUCCCAGCCUCCUCAUCGCCUUCAUCAACAUGUUCCUCUUCGACUACACUAACAGGCCUCUUUACAGAGGGCAGAUGGGCCUCCAAAUAUUCUUGGUGUUGUUGGCCUUAACUUGUGUUCCCUGUAUGCUGAUAGUAAAAACUCUGGUUCUACGCAGACAGCAUCUGUGGCGUAAACGUUUGGGUACGCAGAACUUUGGAGGGAUCAGGGUGGGGAAUGGUCCCACUGAGGAUGAAGCUGAAAUCAUCCAGCAUGACCAGCUCGCCCAGCAGUCCGACGAUGAACCAGAGCGUUGCGUUUUGUUACCUGCUUUCAAGGCGAGUGAGGAGAAAGAGUUUGACUUUGCCGACGUGGCUGUUCACCAGGCGAUCCACACUAUUGAGUACUGCCUGGGCUGCAUCUCCAACACUGCUUCCUAUCUCAGGCUCUGGGCCCUCAGCCUGGCUCAUGCACAGCUGUCAGAGGUGCUGUGGUCCAUGGUGAUGCACAUUGGUCUUUCCUCCGCAAACUUCGGAGGCUUCGUCGUUCUGUCCCUGGUCUUUUUCUUCUUUGCUGUGCUCACAGUUGCCAUUCUUCUCAUCAUGGAAGGCCUGUCAGCCUUUUUGCAUGCACUCCGGCUGCACUGGGUGGAGUUUCAAAACAAGUUUUAUGGAGGCCAGGGCUUCAAGUUCCUCCCGUUUACCUUUGAAGGCAUUCUAGAAGGAAGACAGGAGGAAUAAAGUAACCGUCCAUGUAAUCGUGUCAUCUGUGUCACUCGAUAACACUUUGUGUUUGAUUAUACUUCCAUGUCAGCAUAACUCACCAGGAACACCUGGGAAAUGAUUCCCAAAUAAAUCUUUUAUUUGAUCUGUUUUCUGUAGUUCAUUAUUGUUAUUUAUGCGUAGUUUUCUCUACGGGGGCUGUGUUUGUAGGCAGGAGCCGUUAACGAACCAGUGGGGGUGCUGUACUGACUGAUGCUUUAAAGAGUGAUUGGUGCAGCUACUCCACAUUGUGUCCUUGUUGUCUUUGCCUCUUUAAGUUAUUGUUGUUCUGUAGUUGAAAUCAAACACACCUUGAAUCUUGUUUAAUUUCUAAAACACAACUCGGCACUUUGCACUUAAAGGCUGAUCUGAGAGCUGUACAGCUUCAAAGAGCAUGUGCUGACAAGUCCAGAUCUCUUCUGACCAUAUGAGCUUUUGUUACUGUGUGUGCUUGUUCUUUUUGAUAAUCUACAUGAAACAAAAAGGGGAAGCUGAAGAUGAUGGCCUGUAACGGUGCAGCGUGUUGUGAAAGCAUCAGUCCUGCUUUGGUUCAGGCUCUUGUUGUCGUCCUUCUGUCAAGUGUUUUCUUCACACUUCACAAUCCAGCAGAAACACGUUUAUCCAUCUCUAGCUGCAUCUCUGUCAGUGAAAGGGGAGCCGCUGAUUCCAUUUAUUUGUCACAUAGGUACAGAUGCUUCUGUUAAAGAAUGAUUUUCAUUUUCCAGGCUUUAUUAAAUCUAAACUGUCAAAGUACAAUAAAACAUCUCUGAAAGCUUC
Molecule: messenger RNA, 3517 nt
Organism: Nothobranchius furzeri (turquoise killifish)
Lineage: Eukaryota; Metazoa; Chordata; Actinopteri; Cyprinodontiformes; Nothobranchiidae
Gene: atp6v0a1a
Product: ATPase H+ transporting V0 subunit a1a
Biological process (GO): vacuolar acidification; proton transmembrane transport
Cellular component (GO): vacuolar proton-transporting V-type ATPase, V0 domain; vacuolar proton-transporting V-type ATPase complex; plasma membrane
Molecular function (GO): ATPase binding; proton-transporting ATPase activity, rotational mechanism
Source: RefSeq, a predicted model, not a curated record